GACGGGCCGCGCGGGCCGGGCUCCUGGGCGGCGCCGGCGGUGGCUGGCGCCUCCCUGACCGCCCUGGCAGGCGCGCACAGAAGAAGCCGGCGGAGAGCACUGGGCCAUGGCCCAGCGCGUUCCAUCCGAGUCUCCCUGCGGCAGGGCUCUGCGGCGCAGGCGCAGGCCGAGGUCCCGAUUCGGGACGGGCCUGUUGCGCUGAAGGAUGGCCAGAACGCCGAGCUAGAGGCGAUGCUCCAGGAGGAGUACAAGCCGGGUUUCACAACGACUGUUGAAAGCGACGUGUUGCCGAAGGGGCUGAACGAGGACAUCGUGCGACGGAUAUCGGCCAUCAAGGAGGAGCCGGAGUGGAUGCUCGAAUUCAGGCUGAACGCAUUUCGCAAGUGGCAGAAGAUGGAGACGCCCGACUGGGCGCACCUGGACUUGGAUCCGAUCGAUUACCAGGACAUCGUGUACUGGUCCAGGCCCAAGUCCCUGGCCAAGAAGAAGAGCCUGGACGAGGUGGACCCAGAGCUGCUGAACACGUUCGAGAAGCUUGGCAUACCCCUCACCGAGCAGAAGAGGCUCACGAACGUGGCCGUGGACGCCGUCUUCGACAGCGAAAGCGUCGGCACCACGUUCCAGAAGGAGCUCUCAGAGGCGGGCGUCAUCUUCUGCUCGAUCAGCGAGGCGAUAAAGGAGCACCCCGAUCUCGUGAAGAAGUACAUUGGUAAAGUCGUGCCAGUGGCGGACAACUUCUUCGCGGCGCUGAACAGCGCCGUCUUCAGCGAUGGGUCGUUCUGCUACAUCCCGAAAGGGACGAAAUGUCCAAUGGAGAUUUCCACGUACUUUCGCAUCAACAACAAGGACUCUGGCCAGUUUGAGCGAACGCUUCUCAUAGCAGACGAAGGCAGCUACGUCUCCUACCUCGAGGGCUGCACGGCCCCGAUGUUCGACAGCAAGCAGCUGCACGCCGCGGUCGUGGAGCUCCACGCCGCCGAGGGUGCAGAGAUCAAGUACUCCACCGUGCAGAACUGGUACGCUGGAGACAAGGACGGAAACGGCGGAAUCCUGAACUUAGUGACCAAGCGCGGGCUCUGCGAAGGGAAGAAGUCCAAGAUCUCGUGGACUCAGGUCGAGACAGGCUCCGCCGUGACUUGGAAGUAUCCGUCGUGCAUCCUGAAAGGCGAGCAGUCUGUCGGCGAAUUCUAUUCGGUCGCCCUGACAAACAACAAGCAACAGGCCGACACCGGCACCAAGAUGGUGCACAUCGGCAAGGGGUCGAAGUCCAAGAUCAUAUCCAAGGGAAUAUCGGCUGGAUUCUCGAAGAAUGCAUACCGCGGGCUGGUUGCAUUUCGUGGAGGAGCCUCGCGCGGCCGGAACUUCUCCCAGUGCGACUCCCUCUUGAUCCCAGGGGGGAUAACUCGGAGGCCUCGACCUUCCCAUACAUCGAAUGCACCGAUGGCGACAACCAGCUCGAGCACGAGGCGACGACCUCCCGAGUGUCCGAAGACCAGCUCCUGUAUCUGA
This is a messenger RNA of Prorocentrum cordatum, 1509 nucleotides long. Lineage: Eukaryota; Dinophyceae; Prorocentrales; Prorocentraceae. The record is from the annotation of a GenBank genome assembly.